AUGUCAAUUACAAAUCCUCAAUUAUUGAAUCAGUCGCCAUAUAGCAGCAUGGCUAAAAAAUAAGGGAAUGGAAAUUAAUCUCAUUCUUCUUUGAAAGUAUUUCCAAUUGAUUUUAUUUCAUAGAACGUAUAAAAUGUGGUUCCACAGAUAAAUGUGUAAAUUAAAAAUUAGAUGCAAUUAAAUUUUAAUUGUUAAACUUAAAGAGAAUACAAGUAUAGAUAAUCCGAGUUAGAGACUAAGAGAAAACAAUAAUCUCCCAAUAUUUAACGGUUUAGUUAAGCAAAAAAUAAUAAUUUCGUUUCAGGUUAUUAUUCUAAUGGAAAUGCCUAAUAAAAGAACAUUAACUUAAUUAAACAAUAAAUUUGUUAUUAAUAAUAAAACUCUGUGUAAGAUUUAAAGAAGGGUUUGUUAGAGGACAAAAAAAGUCAGAAGAAACAAUCAAAAACAAAAUCUUCUGAAUAAUUAUUAUCGAAAUCGCAUAAAAUAACAACAGAACCAAUUUAGAAAACAUAAAACAAUUAAAAUUUGAUAAACAAAAUCAAAGAAUAAUCAAAUUAGUAAAAGAAUAGUAGUGUUAGUAACCCAAUCGAAUUUAACUUUAAAAAAUUACUUCAAAAAUACCAUUUAACUCUGAAUAAAGCUAAAAGUACUGAAAAAUUGAAAAAUCAGAAUCAUUAAGAUUUUUUGAAAGAAUCGUUUAGAUAAAAAGAAUAAUAAUAAGCAACGUUAUAGCAUUAUAUUAGUAUUCUCCUUCUUGACUAAGAAAAAACUUUAGAAAUUAAAUAUGACUGUUCAGAAAAGACUACAGAUUAAUUAUUUUCAUACUUAAUUGAAACUUGUUAAGAUAAUGAGAAUAUAAUUGGAUUUUCAUCCAUAGAUAAUAACAUUGCAGUUGAAUACUAAUCUAAGUCUCAAAACAAACCUUAAAAUUAAAACCACUAUAUCCCAGACUUCCAUUUUUUAUUAUGCAUAGGAAUUGGGGGAUUUUCAAGAGUAUAUUUGGUUAGAUCAAAAAGAAAUGGCAGAUUUAUAGCCUUAAAAUUGAUAUCAAAAUAAUUUAUUAUAGAGCAUUAAAAGUAAUAGAUUGUUUAAAAUGAAAGAGAUGUUAUGGUUUAAUUAAAUUUAAGUGAUUAAUAAAUGCCUAAAUAAUUUAUCUGCCAAUUGGAAUGUGCAUUUGAAACUAAACAUUGGGUUUGUUUUGGUAUGGAGUAUUGUCCUGGUGGAGAAUUAUUCAAUUAAUUAAGAAAAGUUUAGAGGAUGAAUUAAGAUUAAGCAAAAAUCUAUUUUAUAGAAGUUUGUAUAGCUAUAGGAUUUUUGCAUAGUUAAAAUGUGUUGUAUCGAGAUGUAAAACCAGAAAACAUCUUAAUUGAUGAGUAUGGACACUUAAAAGUGGCAGAUUUUGGACUAGCUAAACCAAAUAUGGGUUAAUUUGAUGAAGCCUAUUCAUUUUGUGGGUCACCAGAGUAUAUGGCUCCAGAAAUGCUAUAGUAAUAAGGACAUACAUUUGCAGUUGAUUAUUAUUGUUUAGGAGCUUUGCUUUAUGAAUUAUUAACAGGUUUGCCUCCAUUUUAUUCAAAAAAUACAGAUGAAAUAUUCUAAAGCAUUUUAAAUGAUAAUGUGUAAUUUCCUGUAAAGGUUUGUUCUCCUGAAGCCAAAGAUUUAUUAAGGAGGUUACUUAAUAAAGAUCCUUCUCAGAGAAUGGGUAAUCGAGAAGGUAUUUAGGAUAUUUUAGGACAUCAAUUUUUUGAUGAUAUCAACCUAAUAGAUAUUUUAAAAAGGAAAAUAUAACCUCCAUUUUUGCCCAAUCUAAUUAAAUUCAAUUUCGAUCCAAAAGAAUUCAAAUAAGGAGAAUAAAAAUUUAAUCAAGAAUUGUAAAAAUCACUACAAAGCGAUUAAGAAACAAAAUUUGAACCGAUGUUUGAAAACUUCUAUUUUAUAGGUGAUACUUUGAAAACAAAAAAACUAAAAUUUGAAAAGUAAACCAAUAGGCCUCAAUCAUUAAUUGAAGCUCAAUAAGAUACUAUAAUGACUGAUAGAAUUGAAAAGAAUUUAAAUUCAAACAAUUCCGCUAAUUUGUCUCUAAAGAGGGGAUUUUCAGCAAAGUAAUUGUAAGUGGAGCAUUCUUAAAAGAUUGAGGAAUUGAAAAAAAGAAUUUAAUAAUAAAGUACUUAAGUAAAGUCUUAUAUUGAUCCAUUUGAUAACUUAGCUGUAAAUUAAUUAAUUUAUUAAAACAAAGCCAAAACUUCAAGAUUAAAAAACAAUAAAUGA
Molecule: messenger RNA, 2268 nt
Organism: Paramecium tetraurelia
Lineage: Eukaryota; Ciliophora; Oligohymenophorea; Peniculida; Parameciidae
Exons: 4
Biological process (GO): protein phosphorylation
Molecular function (GO): protein serine/threonine kinase activity; ATP binding
Source: RefSeq, a predicted model, not a curated record